UUCACUUUCAAACAAUAACUUUCAAAACUGAUCUACGAAUUAUGAUCCCCCCCAGGUAGAAUUUCUGAUCGGGUCAUUGUGUAUAGUGGCUGUACAACAAGAAGUCUAAAAUUCCAGAUGCCCCCUCUAUUACUAAUAUCUCGAUGGUAUUAACUAUUCAGAAAACGGCCUAUGUGUACUAUAACCUCUAUGUACACUGUACACAAGAAGUAUACAUAUGUACGGCAAUCGGUGUUUAGUAGACGUCCGAUCGAAGAAGUUAAAAAACGAAAAUGUUAAAAAUGUUUAAGAUGUUAGUGAUCUUUUUGAUUUGUUCGAGAUCAAAAGUGUUUUCUGGCGAUUGCGAAGAGCUAAGGACAGAAAAUAGACUACUAAGGGAGCUGCUGGCAGUACAAAAUAACAGAUACGACAGUACUCAAACACCAAAAGUUGAAAGUUCCAUAGACAUUUCGCCUAGUCCAGCUCUAACUCCUGUGUGGUCACUUUCUUCCUAUACAUCAACUUUUCAAACCACUGUUACAGUUCCGGUUAAUACUGAGAUUCCUUUAUAUUUCAACGGAAAGGCAAUAACUUCAACUAUUGUUGAAUACGAAACCAAGGAGACGGUUGGUACCACAGUUCUUCCAACUAGAAUACUUGUAUAUCCAAACAACUCAGAUGUCUCUGCUGGUGUUACUAAUGAGAAAAAAGAACCAGAGACGUCAUCUGUAACACAGGAACAACAACAGGAAUCUAUUGCACCAAGCAAAUCUCAGCCUAUAAAUACAGAAAUAAUUUCAAGUUCUGCAGUGCUCAGGAGACCUCCAGGAUUCAGACCAAGUCGUAAAAUAACUACAGCUCCCAAGUCCUUCACUCUUACAAGCAGAGCAACUUUUACUGGGUUCGGGUCUACUGGAUUCAGGUUUAAACGAGACCACCCAGAUAUUAGAGAUGAUUUAGAGAGUGAAGUAACGCUGCAGUCGGGAAUGGAAGAGUAGUUCAAGAUUUUAUCUAAAAAUUAUAUAAUUAUGUAUUUUUUGAUAAUUGCAGUUUUUCGUUGAAAUUAAUUUAAUGAUUUCAAAAUUGCAAUAUAAGUAUUUCAUCAAUUUUAUGCUUAAUACAUAGUUCAGAUAUUUUUGAA
This is a messenger RNA of Eurytemora carolleeae, 1120 nucleotides long. Its product is annotated as mucin-2. The coding region runs from base 273 to 977 and encodes 234 amino acids. The record is from RefSeq and is a predicted model, not a curated record. The transcript is spliced from 10 exons. NCBI's taxonomy places the organism in Eukaryota, Metazoa, Arthropoda, Copepoda, Calanoida, Temoridae.